AUGGCACCUCCUCUGCGCCUGAAUGCAGUUGCGUUUAUAUCACCCCAAAACCACCCAAUUCUCAUCCGUACAUUCGAAAAAGGGGACCAGCUGAAGUACCAUUAUGUAGCCCACACAAGCCUCGAUGUCAUCGAGGAACGAACAAAUGGUCCAACAAAAUCUAACGAAUGCUACCUCGGCCUUCUCUACGCAAUGGAUGACAUAGCUGCUUAUGGGUACAUCACACCUCUCAAAAUGAAGAUUGUCCUCGCCCUCCCGCUCACAGACUCUGUUGUGCGUGAUGCGGAAGUGGUUAUGACCUUCAAAGCCCUCCACUUAGCCUACUAUCACGCCUCCUCGAACCCCUUCCUCCGACUUCACGAUACACCUGCGGGCGUGGGGAGCGCUAAGUGGAAGCGCUUCAGGCAGAAAGUGGAUGAGAUAGGUAGGGCUGUCGGCGGCGGGAGUGUGCCUUCAUGA
Suillus clintonianus is the source of this 459-nucleotide messenger RNA. Its product is annotated as Sedlin. Lineage: Eukaryota; Fungi; Basidiomycota; Agaricomycetes; Boletales; Suillaceae. Bases 1 to 459 code for a protein of 152 amino acids. Gene Ontology annotation, biological process: endoplasmic reticulum to Golgi vesicle-mediated transport. The record is from RefSeq and is a predicted model, not a curated record. The transcript is spliced from 3 exons. Gene Ontology annotation, cellular component: cytoplasm; nucleus; TRAPP complex.